GCCAGCUUGCGGUGGCCGGUGCGGUCCGUGGCUUGCGCGGUCGCGAGUUCGAGGUUUCCCCAGGCGCCGGGAUAGCCCGCUCAGGUAUCACAUCGUCUGGCAGCGACCGUGGGUUGAAGUCUGCUGGAAUACGCGCACGAGACUACAGCCCUGAGGUGAACGGCGCACCCGGCCAGCAGCAGCGGCGCUGAGUCUGCCAGAAGCAGAGCGACAUGCCGGCGGGAGCUGUGGUGUCCAGGGCGGCCGAGGCGUGCAGCUGAGGGCGCGGCGGCUGGGCUGUGCCGGCGGCUGGCAGCUGGGCUGGGCUCGCAGCCAUGACGUGAGGUGCGGAGCAUGGCCCUCACCACCGGCGUACCGCAGGUGAACGCCAAGCGCGCCACGUACCGUCAGCGGCGGAUGGGCCCUGCGCCCUUCGCCUCGCUGGAGGACCUCAGCGACGACCAGGACAGCCCGCCGCCCAGCGGGGGCGGAGGAGGCGGCAGCGGGGGCGGCAGUGGGGGCGGCAAGCUGCCGGGCAUCCGCGAGGAUCCGCAGCCGUCGUCGUCGCUGCACACGCCGUCCACGCCGCGCAUCGACAUCUCGCGCGCCAGCUCCAGCUCACACCACGACUCCAACAACAGCUCGCCGGAGAGGGAGCUCUUCGCAGGUGAGGUGCCGUGCAAGCUGGGCCUGGGCUUCAAGGAGGACGCGGCGGACCUGCGCUCGAGCACGGAGGAGCUGGACCUGGGCGACGACGACCCGGUGGGCUGCGAGGAGCGGCCGCGCAGCCGGCGCGGCUCCGCGCGCUCCGCCCGCGCCCUCGGCAUCAAGCAGGAGGCGGGCGGCCGGCCGCGCGGGGGCUCGCUCUCCAAGUACGAGCUGGACGCCGCCGCCGCAGCCUCCGCGCACGAGCGCAAGGACUCCCUCUCCAUCGUCAGCACAGGCAGGACGUCGCGGCUCUCCUCCGUAGGUUCGGCGGCGUCGGGGGCGUCGAGCGCGGCGUCGCACCUGUCGGUGGCGUCGUCGGGGGGCGGGCGGUCGCCGUCGCCGCACAAGAUGCUGCUCGAGACGUCCUUCUGCGGCUCCAAGCCGCUGCUGGCGCAGCCCAGCAUCGAGCUGGACGAGCUGCCGCCCAGCUCCAAGGAGGCCAUCGCACAGGUGGACGGCUCGAUGCUGGGGGCGGCGGCGUGCGGCGACGGCAGCCGGCCGGCGUCGCGGCGCGACGGCCCGCCGCUGCUGCUGCCCAACGUCAGCCCGGUGGUCAGCCCCGCGGAGCGCGAGCUGCUCGCCGCCAAGGAGCGCGCGCUCGCCGAGGAGGUGCGCCGCACUCACCCUGCCCUCUCCACACUCUGCCCUUCUUAUUCCUGUUCCGUGGUGCGCGAGCUGGAGAGCCGGCGGGCCGAGAAGCCGGCGGCGCCCGCGUCGCUCAGCCUGCCGGUGUCGCCGCCGCCCACGGGCGCCGCCCCCUCGCGCACGCCGUCGGCGUCGCCCAAGCCGUCGCGCCGCCCCCAGCGCGGCGCCCUGCGCGACGCCGACUCGCGCACGCCGUCGCCCGGCUCCGUGUCGCGCAAGAGCUCGUUCGCCUCGCUCUUCCGCAGGGGCGGCGGGGGCGGCAGCAGCGGGGGCGGCGAGACCACGCCCUCCACCGUCGUCAGCCCGGAGUCGCCCACCGGCUCCACCGGUGUCCGCCGCAACAAGUCCGGCAGCAGCUUCUCCACCAUCCUGGGCGACGGCUUCCGCGAGAGGUCUCGGUCGCGCAGCAAGAGCCGCGAGCGCCAGCAGCCGCCGCAGCAGCAGGACGGCAAGCCGCGCUCCAAGGGCGUCUUCUCGGCGCUCUUCAAGAAGAAGGACCGCAAGAAGGCCGGCCACGCCGAGCAGCCGUCUCCGGGAGACCUGCCGUCGCCGGAGUCCAGGGUGCCGCAGCAGGCGGCGGAGCCGCUGGCGACAGUCGAGUUCAAGUUCGACUCGGAGGCGGAGGCGCCGGCGCCUGCUGCCGCCGCCAGCCAGCCUCCAGCGGCCGCCGUGGUGCACAGGCCGGAGCGGCGGGGCAGCGGGGGCGGCGGGGGCGGCGCGGGGGCGGAGGAGGCGCAGGCGCACCGGCGGGCCGCCUCCAACAAGCGGCGCGCCAUGCACGAGGCGCAGCUGCUGCCGGCGGAGUGCCAGGGGCUCGCAGACGUCAUCGCGGGCUCCGGGCUGGACAGACUCGCUUCUAUAAGUGUAACAUACUUGUUUGCACGCAGGGGCGGAACCAGGAUCUCGCCGCCCCCGCCACCCCCGCACAAGAAGUCCCAGCAGCAGCAGCAGCAGCAGCAGGCGGAGGAGAGGGAGAGGGAUGCGGGGUCGGAGCGGCCUCCGGCGGAGCCGCCGCGCCAGCAGCGGACGCCGUUCCGGUCGGAGCGAGAGCAGGAGGAGCGGCUGAGCGAGCUGCGCAAGCUGAAGCCGCGCCGCCCGCCGGAGGAGGGGCAGCCGCAGCAGCAGCAGCACGAGCGCCAGGGGCUCGUGCUGCAGGACUCGUUCGAGGGCGAGCUGCCCUACGUGCCCACCACUCUGCCCCAGGAGCGGUCUGUGGCGGUGCCGAUCCUGCCGGUGCGGCAGCGGUCCGCGGCCGAGGUGCGCACCUGCCCCAUCGAGCGGCCGCGCUCCACCACGCCCAUCAACCCGGCGCUGCUGGACGAGUACGUGCAGCACGAGGCGCCCGCGCCGCCCCCGCCGCCCGCCGAGAAGAUGCGCAUCCAGCUGCCGCGCGAGGAGACCGCGCGAUUCCUUAACUACGAGCCACCCUCGAAAUUGUACGGGCACCUCCGCCGCCACGGUGUUUCGCUGACAGAGGGCGCGCUUUGCAGCAGGACGCCAUCCGGGAGGUCGUGGUUCGAGUUCGCGGAGCAGGGCGCCGGCCUGCAGAGCCCGCGCGAGGGCCGCAAGCCGUCGCUGUCCGCGUCGUCGCCGUCGCCGCCGCCGCCGCCGCUGCCGCCGCGCGCCAACCCGCCGCCCCCGCCGCCGCCGCCCCCGCAGCCCGCCGCCCCCGCAGCGCGCCAGUGGAUCAACUUCGAGGAGAUCCCCGAGAAGCGCAAGCCGCCGCGCCGCAUCCAGACGCUGCCCGCGUCCACGGCGGGGCCGCCCGUCGUAUACAGCUAUGUCGAUCCAGAAGAGUGUGAGUGUGAGUGCCAUGAGACUUCUGGUGGCAAGGGUCGGUCCCACUCUGCAGCCUCAACCUCAAAAAAGAAGAAGGAAAAGGACAAGGACAAGGAGAAGGAAAGAGACAAAGAGAAGGAUAGAGAGAAAAUAAAAAGUGAUGAAAGAACGAGAAGUAGAAGCCGCAGUCGGAGCCACAGCAGGAGCCAAGAAGUGGUAGCUGGAGAUGGAAAGACUGCAAAUGUGAACAAGGAGCAGAGGCAGAUGGCCCCCACAUCAUCUCCAACAGCUGAGGCUCACCACCACCAUCAUCACCACCAGCAGCAGCAGCAGCAGCAGCAGCAGCCAUCUGCUUCCUCCACCGGGGACCGACUGGAGGUUACAGAUGUUGCUGACAGGAACUCCUACCUCAGUGACUCUUCUUAUGAAUUUCCCAAUUCAUAUUCGAUAGAUACUAGUGAUUAUUCGGAUGGUCUGAAGCCAAUGAAGCCAUUUGGUAUGGACCUGGAUGUGACCAGUAACAGGAGUAGCAUUAUUUCUCAGCAGGAUGAGACGCAGUCUCCUGAGGUGGGCUCUCCAAAUGGGAAUGAGACAAAACAUCGCCAGUAGUCACCCUCGAUUAGAAGAUGUGAGAGUGAGUGUUGUAGAAGAAAUUUAGAUACCAUCUGAACAUUAUUCUGCUGUUCUGCUCAAAGUUUGGUAUAUUAUUAAUGGCACUGCCAGUGUCCAUUUUCUGCAACAGCAUUUUUUUUAGUAUUGUGUUUAAUGAUGAUGUACAGUAAAGGCUCUACACAUAUGGAAUACACACCAUUGUUUUAGCGGAGUAUUUCACUUUACAGUUUAUUUUCUCAUUUUUUGGAAUCUUUUGAUGCUGUAAUAGUUUUUACCUUAGUCAUAUUGUCUGUAAGUUUUCAGCUGUUAUGCAGGUAUAUCUAUAUUUGUUUCUAAGUUCUGAUUUUAGAAAACACAGUGAGAAGAGAGUGCUGUGUGAUCUGUACAUUAUGAGCAUCUCCAAUGCUGGAGUCUAAUAAGAAUAUGACCCGUAAUGUUCCUAUGAAUUCCUACAUUUGAUGUUACUCAAACUCAGUACUUGUCCUAUGCUUAAUAAAAGAAACAUACCCCUCUGUUAUACAGCUGUUAUCAAGUAAAGCAAUUGCAGUGUGAAACUCUGUAGUUCACUUUCAGAGAAAUGUGUAAUAUAACACUUCUCUGUGCACCACUACUAUCAUGAAGUUUGACUGCCUUAUAAUCUAAAACGUCUAGUAGUCAUUUCCUAGAGGAACAUUAUGACGCUUUACUUUUGUAGAAAGAACUGCACAUUAUCUGCUUAUGGUGGGAGGAGGAGGAGUGUGGAAGGGGGAGAGGAAGAGAGAGAGAGAGAUUGAGUUUGUAAGUGUGUGUGUGUGUGUGUGUGUGUGUGUGUGUGUGUGUGUGUGUGUGUGUGAAAAAG
Schistocerca serialis cubense is the source of this 4561-nucleotide messenger RNA. RefSeq names its product serine/arginine repetitive matrix protein 1. The transcript is spliced from 22 exons. The coding region runs from base 334 to 3720 and encodes 1128 amino acids. The record is from RefSeq and is a predicted model, not a curated record. Lineage: Eukaryota; Metazoa; Arthropoda; Insecta; Orthoptera; Acrididae.